AUGUCUCGUUUAUUGUAGUAUCUGUCUAUUUAUCUAUCUAAAUAUUCUGAAGUAAGAUCAGAUGUUUACCUGAUUGUGAAACGACGUGUGUUAUCCUUGUCUGGGGACUAAGUGAGACACUGUGGGACAGAGACAGGUGAUGAGCCAGCUCCAGACCACGCCCCACCCACGCCGACGCUGGGUUGCGUAGCAACGUGCAAACUUUCAAGAGCAAGGACAUCACUAAACAAACAGAACCACGGACUCCUUCAGUUGUUCUCUUCCUUGUCCCUUGGCGUUUUUUUUUUUUAAUUUUAUUUCAUACCACACACAAUGUCCAAGACACAGGCGAAGAAAAAGAAGUCUUCUUCCAGCAAUGUGUCUGUAGCCGAACGGCAGACAGAAGCCGCCUCCUCUGAGAGCCUCGGAGGCGUGGGGAGAUGCAGAUUCCCCAUUUGGCCUGAGUGGAAUGAUGCAGAAGUCAACAAGGAGAAAUGGGAAGAUGGAAAAUUGAAAGACGGAAAGACUAAGAGUCCCAGUUCUGCAUUCUUUGAAGAUCCAGAGGGGAAACUUUCUCUGCCUGUAUCUUUGAAAGUGCACUCAUGGAAGCGGCCUGCAGAGUUUGUUGUUGACAAGGCUCCUACUGUUGUUGAAAAUCAUGUGACCUUUGACCUGAUCUCCCCCAAUGAUCAUCUGAUUUGUAGUGAGCUGAUGAGGCGGCUCAUCAGUGAGAUCUAUAUCGUUUGGAUGCUCUAUAACAGCACUUCAACAGAACAAGAUGGCUGGAAACCUUGGGAACACAUCUACUCGCUGUGCAAGGUGGCGAAAGGUCAUGUGCCCCUCUACAACAACUAUGGGAAGUACGUGGUCAGACUGUACUGGAUGGGGUGUUGGAGGAGGAUAACAAUAGAUGAUUCUAUGCCAUUUGAUGAAGAAAAUAAAUUGCUUCUACCUGCCUCCACCUGUCAGUCCGAGCUGUGGCCAAUGCUGUUGGCUAAAGCUCUGAUCAAAGUGGCCAGCACAAAUGCAGAGUCAGAUGUCUGUGGGGACAUGAGUGAGUUCACCUUUAUCCACACCCUCACCAGCUGGAUCCCAGAAAUCAGACCGAUAAAGUCAGUGUACCUCGGAAAAAUCUGGGAUCUCUUACAAGACACCAUUCCUUCUUUUACACACCAAGGCAAGUGUUUUCCAGCGCCUGAGCGUGAAGGUGCAGAUGCAGCUGCAGGGAGGGAUUCCACCCUCAAUGGCAGUCAGAGUCCAGAGGAAGGUGAAGGUGGCCCUGAAGUAGUGGUGUGUGCCAGCAACAAGGCCUUUCAACUACAUGGCAAUUCCUUUGAGUACGGCCAAAUGGCUAGCUCCUCUGAAUUUCUGCGUCGUUACGGGCUCUCCUUGCUGUACAGCCAUGUUGUCCUGUUGAGCAGGACCCGUUCAUGCCAACUGGAGGCACCGCCCAGACCUCCACCUGUGCCCCGGUGGAAACUCAUCCGUCAGCGCAAGGAGACGGUGGUUACUUCUGAACCACAACCGCCGCCGUUGUCAAAACCAGAACGGUUCGUUGAGAUUGCCAGCCCUUUUCUCUUCUACAGUGUCAGGGAGAGCAGUUCCUCAGCCCCAGAGCUAGAGAUCAAGCAGAGCGCUUCAAGGAAGAGGUCCUAUGGAUCCCCUCUGGUGUGCAUUACUGAGCGAGAGGAGACUGAAUGCCGAGAAGGCCUUGAGCCUUUUGCAGCUGAACGCACCACGAGCUCACCGAACAGCCCCGACAAAACAGAGGUUACUGCAGAGGACAAGAAGAAGGACACUGAUGACAUCUCCAGUGAUAGGCCCAAAAGUGCAAUGAAAGACCCUGUAACUGAAGAAUCCUCAUCUCUUGCCAAACCCAUGCUUCAGAAUACCUGGGUGGACAUGGAUGACUUUACUAAAUGCUUUCAGUUUCUCUUGCUGUUUCACAAACCACAUAUUUACCCACAUCAGAUAUAUAAAUCUCAUUUUAAGAGCACCGUCUUGUCCAAAACUACCGGAGGCAUCAACGGCAAUCAAUCAUCUACACAGUCUUUUACCAAUGGAUCCCCUGAUGUAGCAAGCCCCGAAUGUCCAGAGGUGAUAGGGACUUACUACCUGUGUGUGGACGGACUGCAGCCUUCCCAGAUCCUCAUCAGCUUCUCUGCUCUUAUUCUCUGGGGAGAGAAGGAAAUGUCAGCAGCGUGCAGGGCUGCGGUUCUCAUCGUCCAGCCACACUCCUGGACAAGUCUGCAGUCUCAGCUGCCAGUUCUCACCAUCAAGACGACCUCCUCAAAGGCAGCUGUGCUUAACUUACCCUCAGGGCGCCAGGUGCUAUGCAUCCGCACCAGAGCAUCACUGGGCUACCAUGUCCACCUGUGCAGCAAGACACCGUUCAUCUUUGGGGAUGAAGAAACCGUCAUGUCACACCUCACGAAGGAAAGUGCUCAUUUCACUGAGCAUGCAUCGUCCAUCUUCAGUGCCUUGUCCACACUGGUGGCUUCCUUUAGUGAUGAGCAGAAACAGCCAGCGCUCAGAAAGACCCUGGAAGAGGCUUACUGUCCUCAAAACAUCAAAACCACUGUGGAAAAGAGGGAACUCCACAAGGUGUUUAACUCAGCAGUUUACCACAUGAUGUCUAAGGCUCUGAACAGGAAGCUGACAGCAGAGGAGCAAUUUGGUGUACAGGCCCUCAUCGCUGACCCUUCCCUCUCAGCCACGGACCCUGAAAUACACCCAAAUACAUACGCAGUGUCAAAUCCUCCAGAAAUGUGGAGAGACAGGCAGCCGACGGACAGAGAGGUCAAGGCAGUCACUACUCUGCAGGCUGCAUUCAAAGGGCACUUCGUGCGAGAGAUCCUUAAUGCCUCAAAACCUGGAACGAAGGAGAACCUCAGUGUGUCCAACAUCCUCUCACAGAUGUGGCCAGUGAUAGAAACCGAUGCAGACAAACAUGCUGCCUCCUUGCUACGGUAUAUCAUUGAAAAUACUGAGAAGAACCUAGAGCUCUACCCCUGUGUACGGGAGGAAUCGACCAGAAUCACCUUUGCUGAUUACUCUGUCUCUCUGCAAGACGCAGCCAACAUCUGGGUCUUGGUCUUUAGAGAGGUGUUCCUUGUUCCUAAGGAGAUGCUGCUGGUUCCAAAAGUCUAUUCCCCGAUCCCUAACUGUGUGCUGCAUGUUGUAAAUAAUGACACAGGAGAAGAGGUGAACACGAUCUUUAGCAACAUAGAACCACAUGUCUAUCAACCCAAUAAGCUCGGUUAUACCUUUGUAGCAGAGGUUGCCAAACCUGAAAUACCCCCUGCUGGUGCCAAGUGGACACUACGGUUAAUUGGCUUAAAGGAACCUCUUCCAAAACUAUCCCGUGAUGCUCCACUCAAUUCAUUCUCAGUGAAGGAAUUCCAGAAUUAUUACAUUCCCAACAACAAAAACCUCAUAUGUCGCUACCGUGUGCAGGUGACAACAGACGUCUUAGGAACGCUUCAGUUUCAAACUUCCAAGCCGGAUGUGUUGAUAUCUUUGUCCAUUCUGGACCAGGAGAACAAAGUGGCUGGCAUCACUGGGAAGGGCCACGUGGUGAUUCCUGCAUUCCACUUUCUGGCUAACAUAGAUGAGAAGACAGUGGAGGGUUCCCAGGGUUCCCCCAUCCAGGACACUUCUCAGAGCAGAGAUGGGGAGGACAGCACAGUUGGAAAAUCAGACGCCUCAUCUGACAAAUACCAGCCUCCCACAGAGACUGUGGUAUCACCGACAACUGUCUGCGUGGGUCAUAAGUAUGUGGUCCAGGCAGAGGUGCUUUAUAAGAGCUGGGAUUUGGAUGAAUCUCAGUUGGCUUUUGUCCGUAUGCUCAAAGACUUAGAGAAGAAUGAGAUGAGAGUAUACAAGCCCGGAGACCUGAAGUCUUCCUCCACUGCUAGCACACCGAGCCUUCAUGGGAACCGGUCUGAGGCACCCAAAACAACACAGAAGGAGACGGGGAAGACAGCUGCCUCAUCCAAAUCUGGCUCCAAGCAGGAAACGAGCUUUGACCUGACAAAGCCCAACUGGACACUGCGUGUUGUCACUGAUAAGACCAGAACAGAGGACAUUGAGGUGAAGAAGGACAACGAGAGAAUAGACAAGAUUAAAGCCCUGAAAAAGGCCUGGGAGAUGGUUGAGCCAGGACGCCAUGAAAGGGCUUCCCAGUCUUAUCUCAGGUUUCUCAACCCAGAUAAAACCGGUGAUGAAGCUGCUACAGUUGAGAACGAAGAAAACCCUGAUGCUUCCAGAUCUCCAUCCAAUCAAAACCUGAGAGAUGCCCCUGUUUUUGGUCCUCACAUGGACUGCAGUCACUUCAUCAGACGGCAACAGGAUGUUCCAGUGCUGAUGGAUUCACAGAUAGAGGAGGCCCAUCGUAGCGAGCGGUUCGAAAAAAUCCAGACGUACCGGUUGGUCCGAGACAAUGUGGUGGACUACCAGAAACAGCAGCUGCUCAACUCCAAAGAACAAAUUAAACAUCAACUUCAGAUGUACGCCAACAUCCAGGCGGCCCGUGAGGAAUUACACAACGCUUGUGAAGCAUUUAGUAGCCGUCAGAUGGCGGCAGCCGUGAAAAGGGAACAAGGAGAGAAGCAGGCACUGGAGGAGGCCCAGGCGGCAGCCGCGGAAGAAACAACUCCCACCUCUGCUGCCACUCAGCAGCCCAGAAAACCUGCCAAGAGUGCUGGCAGAAAGAAAUGAUGGUCACUGGCACCAACAUCCAGUCAGUUUUCAUCAGCAGACACCUCUCAACAAGUCUGUCUGAAUACUGAAAUAUCCUGAUUUAAUUACAGCAUUGUUGCUUCACGAAACAACACUUGUCCAAAAGAUUGAUUGCUGUGAGUGUGCGACGGUAUAUCACUGCUGGCUCUUGCCUUUGGACAAUGUGCAAAGAUAAGGGCUAAUGAAAGUACUAGAUACACGUUAAAUACUAAUUUUACGCGUAAUACUGAUUUUUAAUAUUUCUAAUAUUGUUUAGUUCUUUGUUUAACUAAGACAGUCACACUUUGAGAAUAUGUAUACCCUGCUCCAUAUUACAUUUAGUAGUAUUUUCAUGGCACGCCUGUGUUUUAUCUUUUGUCUCUGACAUGUAAUAAUCUUUGUAGUUUUUGUUCAUUUUUCUUUAGAAUACAUUAAAUUCUACCUUCACUUAAAAAUGCGUCUUGA
Messenger RNA from Mugil cephalus (flathead mullet), 5163 nucleotides. RefSeq names its product androglobin (gene adgb). Gene Ontology annotation, biological process: proteolysis. Gene Ontology annotation, molecular function: protein binding; calcium-dependent cysteine-type endopeptidase activity. NCBI's taxonomy places the organism in Eukaryota, Metazoa, Chordata, Actinopteri, Mugiliformes, Mugilidae. Bases 313 to 4698 code for a protein of 1461 amino acids. The record is from RefSeq and is a predicted model, not a curated record. The transcript is spliced from 35 exons.